Symbiodinium sp. CCMP2592 is the source of this 2739-nucleotide messenger RNA. The record is from the annotation of a GenBank genome assembly. NCBI's taxonomy places the organism in Eukaryota, Dinophyceae, Suessiales, Symbiodiniaceae.
AUGGCGAUGCAGCCACCCGCGCCGCCCGUGGAUCGGAGCCGGAGUCCCUUUGGCCACGCAGGAUUCCCAGCGCCUGUCCCGCCGAGGCCUCAUCUGGUGCGCGUGGCAGCGAUCCAGCCUAAAGGUUCGGUCCCGCUACCGCCUGCCUUCAAUGCACCUCCACCUCUGCGGCCGCCGGUCCCAUCGGAGGAGCUUGGUCCUGCGGCCCGGGAGCUGCAGCAUCUCAUCCAGAAGGAGCCGCCGAAGACUGAGGAGCAGCUGAAAUUGGAGGCCAAUAUCCGGCUACAGCAAGCUGUCGAGCGCAACGAGGGCUACCUCAAAGCGCACGUGGGCUACGACAUCAACGGGAGCGACGUGGGCUCCUACACCGUAGUGUCUGCUGAGUCCUUGGGCGUCGGCGUCUUCUCUGUGGUCUGGCCCUGUGCCGACAAGGAGAACAAGCUUGUGGCAAUGAAAGUGAUCCGACAUCAGGACCACUUCCGCAAGUAUGCCACCCGAGAGGUGGAGGUGCUCAAGAGGGCUGCGGAACUGCAGGAGCAGGAUCCCGAGGGAGCAGCCCUCGUGUCACUGGUUCGGGACACCUUCGUCCACAAGGUUCCCAGCCCUACGGGCGAGCUGGAGUACCUGUGCAUGUGCUUUGAGAAGCUGGAAUCCAACCUCCGCAAGAUCGGCAAGCAGCCGCUAGAGAAGGUGCUCCACUUCGGGAAGCAGAUCAUGCGCUCCUUGAGGCAGAACCGAAAGCAGAGAUGCCGGGCAUUGCAGACCAAAGCCUUGUGGCUUGAGGCUUUGCAGCCCACAGACUUUGAGGCUUACAGACGGAGUUUCAUUCGCCUAGACUUCGGUGAUGGAGCUAAACUGAAGGCAGGCGAAGCCAGACCCGGCGAAAUUGUGCUGGCGCUCACUGCAGAAGAACUGCAGGCAUGGGCCAGCGCAGAGGGUCUCAAGGGUGUGACUGUGCUGAUGCUCAAGCAGCGCCUACAAGGCAUUUGCGGACUCUCGAGAUUCCGACAGAGGAUUCUGGCGGCACGCAGCGCAGUGCUGCACGACGUCAUCCAUGUGCAGGCGCCCGGAGAGCUGCAGCUGGCGCUCCUCCCUUUUGCAGAGGCCUCCAAGCCAGAGAUCGCUGCGCUCCUCCUGGCAUGCCAUGAAGAGGACUUCGAUCUCGUGGACGAAAUCCUCCACAGGCCUCAAAAUCCAGAUCUCAGCAACGACAGGGGCUUAACGGCAUUGGUCGCUGCAACGGAAGUUGGCAAUGCAGAUAUCGCCACCCUCCUGCUGGAGGCAAACGCGGACAAGAACUUGGUCGACAGUUUCGGAGCCACGGCUCUUUCCGUCGCAUGCGAAGGACGAUUUACACAGGUCGCGAAUGUCCUGAUCGAGGCCCGUGCGGAUGUAAACAAGGCCAAGCUCCAGGGCGAAGCGCCUUUGCUGACGGCCUGCCGGACUGGUGUGCAAGCCAUUGUCGAGGUGCUGCUGCGAGCCAGAGCCAAUGUGAACCAGGUGAAUGACAACGGCGAGAGCCCUCUCUACCACGCUGCGAGACAAGGUCAGUGGGGUUGUGCCCGCAUUCUACUGGAAGCUGGAGCACAGACGGAUCUUUGCAGCUGCAACGGAAAGCAUUCGGGUGGCACACCGCUCUUCGUAGCUUCUUCCAUUGGCUCCCUUCAGAUCGUGGACUUACUCCUGCGCUUCCGAGCGGACACGGAGAAGGCCACCGACGCCGGAAGUACUCCGCUAGGAGUUGCGUUUGACAUCAACCGCCUGGAUGUGGUAAAGCUGCUCUUGGAAGCGGGUGCUGGCAAGAAGAUGAGCCGAUCAGCGAGCAUCGUCCUGGACUUUGCGGCGAGAGUGCGGCCCAGGGAUCGCCUGCUUUGCGCUGCAGCUCGGGCGGGAGACCUCGAGGUGGCGUCGCUGCUACUGGAGGCCCAUGCAGAGAUUGACACCUUCGACCCUCGCGUGGAAGAAGGCCCCCUGAGCGAAGCCUGCGCCUUCGGAUGUCUUGACAUGGCCCGCAUGCUGGUGGAGGCCGGGGCCGAUGUCAAUGGAAGAGCUGAAGUUUCUGGUCUUUUCUAUGCAUGCCAAUAUGGCCACCUAGAUGUGACGAAGCUGCUGUUGGAGGUCCGUGCGGACGUUCACCAAUGCACCCUUGGCGGAAUCUACCCUCUCAUGGCAGCAUGUGGAGGUGGGCACAUGGAGGUGGUCCAGCUGUUGCUCGAGGCUUCGGCCCAGAUUUUCGAUGUGGGCAACCAUGGCGAGUCGGCACUUUCCGAAGCCUCACGGCACGGCCACGUGGAUUUGGUCCGUCUCUUGCUGGAGAGAGGUGCAUGGGCCGCCAACUCUUUCGUCGAUCCACUGAUGGGCCCAGAUCAGCUGGAAUCGCCCCUUACUGCAGCUGCCGGCUGGGGUCACGUGGAGGUGCUUCGCCUUCUGCUGGAGGCCCGGGCUGAGGUGAACCAUGUCCACGAAGACGGGGCGACGGCUCUUUGCGAGGCAGCGAGCUACGGCCAUGUCCUAGCGACCCAGCUGCUGCUUGAGGCGGGCGCUGAUGCCAACGCCGCUGAAGCGGGCCAGGACACACCUCUUAUUUCAGCGUCCGCCUACGGCCACCUCGAAGUUGUCCGCCUGCUGCUGGCAGCCUGUGCAGAGGUCGGCCGAUCGGUCGGAGGAAUUGCUCUCGCCGAAGCAGCCUACUUCGGACAUCUCGACGUGGUCCGCGAGCUCGUUCGGGCUGGUGCUUAG